AUGAUCUUCCAUGAUAAGAAGCACUUCAAAUCUGUGCUGAGAGAUUAUUGCAUACAGUGUGGUUUUACCCUAGUUGUCGAGAGAUCUAGUCCUACAAGGUUCACAGCGGUUUGCAGAGACUUGAGUUGUGGGUGGAGGCUUCACUCAGGCAUAUUGCUUGAUGCACGCACUUGGGCCAUCAAGAGCAUAUCCAACUCUGAGCAUUCAUGUGCAGGGAUUGAUGAAAGGAAUCCAUUAGUAAAUGUUAUGUGGGCAUGCUCUAAGUUGAUUGAUGACAUUAGGGCAAAGGAGAACAUUUCUAGCAGGGCUCUAAAUGAACUCAUUUGGAACAGAUAUGGCGUUGUGAAGGAUACCAACAGUGGGUCUGCUGCACAUUGUUAUUGGUUUCCCGAAGAUCACCCAGAAAGACCACUUGCAUUCGGCACCAUUUUCAUCUGCUUCAAGGGUGCUCUUGAUGGAGUUCUAUCUGGUUGUAGGGUACUUAUUGGAGUAGAUGGUGCUCAUUUAAAAGGAAACUUUGGUGGUGUGUUAUUGUCGGCUGUAGCAAUUGAUGGCAACAAUGAGCUAUAUCCAUUUGCUUGGGGUAUUGUUUCUAGUGAGGACAAAAACAACCGGAAGUUUUUUGUGCACCACCUUAAGAAUGUACUACAAGGUGGUCAUACACGUGAGAAUUGGUGCAUAAUCUUCGAUAGGCAGAAGGGUAUUGAUGUAGCUUUAGAAGAACUGUUGCCUGAUGUGGACAGAAGAUGGUGUUGCAAGCAUUUGGCCAAGAAUUGGAAGGCUGCAUUCCCAGGACCUUUAAUGCUGUCACUUUUUUUCAAUGAAAACAAGACAAAUUUUGUUGAAAGUUUCAACUCAACUCUUGGUGUAGACAGAACAAGACCUGUACUUACAUUGUUAGAAGGAAUUAGAAGAAUGUGCAUGGUGAGGAUGACAACUAGGGGCCAAGCAUGUUUGGAGUGGAAGGAUGAGGAACCAUGCCCAAAUGCUAAGAAAAGACUUCAGACCGUCAGAAAAAAUGCAAGGUUUUGUAAAGCAUACAUGAGUUCACCUGGUGAGUAUGAAGUGAGUGAGGGAAAAAGCAACCUCCUUGUGUCAUUGAACAACAAGACUUGUGCUUGUGGGUUAUGGAAAAUUAGUGGUAUGCCUUGUAAGCAUGUCAUGAGAACAAUUAUUGCAGCCGAAGAAGACCCAUACAAAUACACAAGCAAUUGGUUCUCUGUAGUUGUUUACAAAAGAGCAUACAGUCACAAUAUUAAGGCAAUUCCUAAUCAAGAACAAUGGCCCGAGAUGGAUAUGCCAUUCAUUCUACCACCAGCCAUGAAAAGAGGGGUAGGGAGGCCUUCAAGAAAUCGAAGAAAAGAAGAAGGUGAACAAGAGAAGGGGAGAGGUCAAAGACAAUUAUUUGUAGUAGUUGUAAGCAAUUUGGGCACAACAAAAAGACUUGUAAAGGUGGAUUAA
Molecule: messenger RNA, 1461 nt
Organism: Beta vulgaris subsp. vulgaris (sugar beet)
Lineage: Eukaryota; Viridiplantae; Streptophyta; Magnoliopsida; Caryophyllales; Amaranthaceae
Exons: 5
Coding region: 1-1461 (486 amino acids)
Molecular function (GO): zinc ion binding
Source: RefSeq, a predicted model, not a curated record